Messenger RNA from Trypanosoma rangeli, 1266 nucleotides. RefSeq lists its product as uncharacterized. Gene Ontology annotation, molecular function: calcium ion binding. The transcript has a single exon. The record is from RefSeq and is a predicted model, not a curated record. NCBI's taxonomy places the organism in Eukaryota, Euglenozoa, Kinetoplastea, Trypanosomatida, Trypanosomatidae. The coding region runs from base 1 to 1266 and encodes 421 amino acids.
AUGACGGUUCUUUCUGCCUUUAAGGCGAAGUCCACACGCUUUAAGGCUGUAGUGGAGCGAGUGAGGCGUCUUUUGCAUACAGGCGCAUCCGGAGCUAAUGGCAUUCGCGCACUUAGUCGCAGCCUUGGCAUAGCAGUAGAUGCUGGUGGGAAUCUUGUGGAUAAAGCCACCUUCGUAGAAUGCCUAAAGCAGAAUGGAGUCGCUCUAGACGAAAAUGAUGUGGAGGCGGUAAUGUCUGUAUUAGAUAGGAACGGCGAUGGUACACUUGACCCAGUAGAUUUUAUUGCUGCUUUGCGCAGGGAUCUCACUCCAGUGAAGUCUGCAUGGGUCGCACGGGUGUGGUACACAUUCCGGCAGAACGCCGAUGGUACUAUUUGCAUUGAGGAUCUCGUGAAUGCGUUUAAUGCUGCAGGACAUCCUGCGGUUGUGCGUGGUGAGCGCAGCGAAGAAAAGGUGCGUGAGGAAUUUCAAUUGACUUUCAACACCACCACGAAUCCUGAAGGUGUCUUAUCGCGGCAGGAGUUUGAGCAGUACUACUCGUGUGUGGCCGGGUCGUGCCUUGACGACGCCUCAUUUCUGACACUUGUGCGAGGUGUGUGGCCUGCGCUUGCAGAUGAUGCAGCUAGAAACAUUGAAUUGAUCUCUAAUAAGGAAAAUCAAUGUAACUCCACCUUUAUAGCCUCGCAAUCAGCACUUCAGAAGAGUACCGUCAACAAGCUGAGGCAAAAUGCCGCGGACCUUGACACGCUUAUUCGUACUUUACACCGUCCUGCUGUUAUGGAUUUACCGCUUGCUGUUCGACUCCUUUCGCUUUCUUUGCGCGGAAGGGAUGUGGAGGGGACAUUUUUCCUUACGCGCGGCGCCUUCACAGAGGCACUGUGGCAGCAACGGCUUUAUAUUUCAAGACCUGAUGAACUUUUGCCAGUGUUGGAUACAAAAGGGGACGGCUCUGUUGAUUAUCUGCUUUACCUGACGAUGCUUCUCCCGUCACUUCCUCCAGCCCGUAGAAUGAUGCUUGAACGGCUGUGGGAAUUGUUUCUAAAGGACACAUGCGGUGCUGUUGAUGUCUUGGAGUUGCACCGGCAAUUCCAAGCAAAGGAUGGUGAGGAGAAGAAUGCGUUUCUGAGUGCAUGGGACGUUCGCCGCGCCAUUCGACGGCGCCUCACACUGGAGGAACUUGUUGAGUGGUACGUUCCCAUGAGCUAUAAAAUCCAGCUGGAUAAUGAUUUCGGAGCAAUGCUGAAGCGACAGUGGAACUUGAUGUAG